Molecule: messenger RNA, 444 nt
Organism: Cooperia oncophora
Lineage: Eukaryota; Metazoa; Nematoda; Chromadorea; Rhabditida; Trichostrongylidae
Source: the annotation of a GenBank genome assembly
CGAUUUGGAGAUUCAAUUGACUUUUCAGCGCUCUGCACAGCAGACGAGUUUGCAUGUAUCGUGUCUGAGCAGUGCAUAGACAAAAGACGACGAUGCAAUGGAAUCACAGAGUGCAGUGAUGGCACCGAUGAAAGCUAUUGCGAAGUUGUGGUAAUGGCCUUAUUCCACUGCGCAAAAAGUGGUGAGUGCAUUCCCGACGAGGAACGCUGCGAUGGCAAACGUCAGUGUCCCCACGGAGAGGAUGAAAUGCUCUGCAACGAUGGAUCCGAUGAGAUGUACUGCGAGACGGGUGUGGCUGAGUCCUCCAUUGUUUUCUCUUCAAAUCCGAAUCCAUCUGUUGGGCCAGAAGAUUAUGAAACGGAAUACGAAGAAAGUGCGACAGAGGAGGACAAACCGUCCUUUCCGAUGCUUUCCAUGACCCUGCCCCCCGUCAUACCAGUGUAA